Messenger RNA from Prionailurus viverrinus (fishing cat), 8514 nucleotides. It is a transcript of the gene RALGAPB, whose product is annotated as Ral GTPase activating protein non-catalytic subunit beta. NCBI's taxonomy places the organism in Eukaryota, Metazoa, Chordata, Mammalia, Carnivora, Felidae. Gene Ontology annotation, molecular function: GTPase activator activity. Gene Ontology annotation, biological process: regulation of small GTPase mediated signal transduction; activation of GTPase activity. The transcript has 30 exons. The record is from RefSeq and is a predicted model, not a curated record. Bases 294 to 4781 code for a protein of 1495 amino acids.
GAGUUAUUUGACGCUGCCGCCCCUGGCAGUCGGAAGUUGCCAGAGCAGAGCCCAGCCGGCCGGCCCGACCGGCCUUCGUCGUCCCCGGGCGCCCUCGGAGAGCCGCUGACGGGUGGACUGACCGACCGCCUAAGGACAGCCGGCCAGGGCAGCGACAGCGCCGGCACUAUGGCGCGGGUGGCGUGAGGCGGAAGGCCGAGUGCGGCCGGCGGCGGCGGCGGCGGCGCCCGCCCCAGCGAUGCGGGCCCCGCCCGUCGCCUCAGGUGCCAUUUGGACAGUCCUUUAGCGGCACGAUGUACUCUGAGUGGAGGUCACUGCAUUUGGUGAUUCAGAAUGAUCAGGGCCACACCAGUGUGCUGCACAGCUAUCCGGAGAGCGUUGGGCGAGAGGUGGCAAAUGCGGUGGUCCAUCCUCUUGGGCAGGCCUUAGGUACCCCUUCAGUGGCUGGUAGUGAGAGCUUGUUAAAAACUGACAAAGAAGUGAAAUGGACCAUGGAAGUAAUUUGCUAUGGAUUGACCCUUCCCUUGGAUGGAGAGACUGUAAAAUAUUGUGUUGAUGUAUAUACAGACUGGAUUAUGGCUUUAGUGUUGCCGAAAGAUUCUAUCCCAUUGCCAGUUAUUAAAGAGCCUAACCUAUAUGUUCAAAGUAUAUUAAAACACCUGCAAAAUCUUUUUGUACCAAGACAGGAACAGGGCUCCAGUCAGAUCCGACUAUGCUUACAGGUCCUGAGAGCCAUUCAGAAACUGGCCCGUGAGUCAUCCAUCAUGGCACGAGAAACGUGGGAAGUCUUACUGUUGUUUCUUCUGCAGAUUAAUGACAUUCUUCUAGCCCCGCCAACUGUUCAAGGUGGCAUUGCUGAGAAUCUAGCAGAGAAGUUGAUUGGUGUUCUCUUUGAGGUUUGGUUACUAGCUUGUACUCGGUGCUUCCCAACACCUCCUUAUUGGAAAACAGCCAAGGAGAUGGUGGCAAACUGGAGGCACCACCCAGCAGUGGUGGAGCAGUGGAGCAAGGUCACCUGUGCACUCACAUCAAGAUUGCUACGCUUUACGUAUGGUCCUUCAUUUCCUCCAUUUAAAGUUCCUGAUGAAGAUGCCAGUCUGAUCCCUCCUGAAAUGGAUAACGAGUGUGUAGCACAGACGUGGUUUCGCUUCUUACAUAUGUUAAGUAAUCCCGUGGAUUUGAGUAACCCGGCCAUUAUAAGCUCUACUCCCAAAUUUCAGGAACAGUUCUUAAAUGUGAGCGGAAUGCCACAAGAAUUGAAUCAGUAUCCCUGCCUUAAACAUCUGCCUCAAAUAUUUUUUCGUGCCAUGCGUGGAAUCAGCUGUCUGGUGGAUGCAUUCUUAGGCAUUUCUAGACCCCGAUCGGACAGUGCUCCUCCAACACCCGUGAAUAGAUUAAGUAUGCCUCAAAGCACUGCUGUCAAUACCACCCCACCACAUAACCGGAGGCACCGGGCUGUUACUGUGAAUAAGGCCACCAUGAAGACAAGCACAGUUAGUACUGCUCAUGCCUCGAAAGUUCAGCACCAGACAUCCUCCACUUCUCCUCUGUCAAGUCCCAAUCAGACAAGUUCUGAACCCCGGCCACUGCCUGCCCCUCGGAGACCAAAGGUUAACAGCAUCUUGAAUCUCUUUGGAUCAUGGUUAUUUGAUGCAGCGUUUGUUCACUGUAAACUUCAUAAUGGGAUAAACAGAGACAGCAGCAUGACUGCCAUUACAACACAAGCUAGCAUGGAGUUUCGACGGAAAGGGUCACAAAUGUCCACAGACACCAUGGUUUCCAAUCCUAUGUUUGAUGCAAGUGAAUUUCCUGAUAACUAUGAAGCAGGAAGAGCUGAGGCUUGUGGGACACUGUGUAGGAUUUUUUGUAGCAAGAAGACUGGAGAAGAGAUUCUGCCAGCUUAUUUAUCCAGAUUUUACAUGCUUUUAAUUCAAGGUUUGCAGAUAAAUGAUUAUGUGUGCCAUCCUGUCUUGGCCAGCGUUAUUCUAAACUCCCCUCCUUUGUUCUGCUGUGACUUGAAAGGGAUUGAUGUUGUGGUUCCUUACUUUAUUUCAGCUCUUGAAACCAUUUUGCCUGACAGAGAACUCUCAAAAUUCAAAAGCUAUGUAAACCCAACAGAAUUGAGAAGAUCUUCCAUUAAUAUCCUACUUUCUUUGUUGCCCCUCCCUCAUCAUUUUGGCACAGUCAAAUCUGAGGUGGUCCUGGAAGGAAAGUUUAGUAAUGAUGACAGCUCUUCAUAUGAUAAACCGAUCACUUUUUUGUCCCUGAAGUUGAGACUUGUGAAUAUACUAAUAGGUGCCUUGCAAACGGAGACGGACCCCAACAACACUCAAAUGAUACUAGGGGCAAUGUUAAAUAUUGUUCAAGAUUCAGCACUUUUAGAAGCCAUUGGUUGCCAAAUGGAGAUGGGUGGUGGAGAAAAUCACCUGAAGAGUCAUAGUCGCACUAAUAGUGGUAUUAGUUCAGCAAGUGGUGGAAGCACAGAGCCCACAACUCCUGACAGUGAAAGACCUGCUCAGGCCCUCCUAAGGGAUUAUGCUCUUAAUACAGAUUCAGCUGCUGGGCUCCUGAUCCGCAGCAUUCAUCUCGUCACCCAAAGACUCAACUCCCAGUGGCGGCAAGACAUGAGCAUAUCACUGGCAGCUCUAGAGCUCCUCUCUGGCCUGGCAAAGGUGAAGGUGAUGGUGGACUCUGGAGACCGGAAGCGAGCCAUCAGCUCCGUGUGCAGCUACAUUGUGUACCAGUGUAGUCGGCCAGCUCCUCUUCACUCCCGGGAUCUGCACUCCAUGAUAGUAGCGGCUUUCCAGUGUCUCUGUGUCUGGCUGACAGAGCACCCUGAUAUGCUUGAUGAAAAGGAUUGUCUUAAGGAAGUAUUGGAGAUUGUGGAACUGGGAAUUUCAGGAAGUAAGUCCAAGAACAGUGAGCAAGAGGUCAAGUACAAAGGAGAUAAGGAGCCAAACCCCGCAUCUAUGAGGGUAAAGGAUGCUGCGGAAGCCACCCUAACAUGUAUUAUGCAGUUGCUCGGCGCAUUUCCUUCACCCAGUGGUCCCGCUUCUCCUUGUAGUCUGGUGAAUGAGACCACUUUGAUCAAGUACUCCAGGCUGCCAACCAUAAAUAAACAUAGUUUCCGGUACUUUGUCUUGGAUAAUAGUGUCAUCCUGGCAAUGCUGGAGCAACCUCUUGGAAAUGAACAGAAUGAUUUUUUCCCCUCUGUCACUGUGCUGGUCCGGGGAAUGUCUGGAAGACUUGCUUGGGCACAACAACUUUGCCUUUUACCCAGAGGAGCAAAAGCAAAUCAGAAGCUUUUUGUACCUGAACCUCGUCCAAUUCCUAAAAAUGAUGUUGGAUUUAAAUAUACCGUCAAACAUCGACCAUUUCCUGAAGAGGUGGAUAAGAUUCCUUUUGUGAAAGCAGAUCUGAGCAUUCCAGAUUUGCAUGAAAUUGUCACUGAAGAAUUAGAAGAGAGACAUGAAAAAUUAAGGAAUGGCAUGGCUCAGCAGAUUGCUUACGAAACGCACCUUGAACAGCAAAGUGAGGAAGAAUUGCAGAAGAGAAGUUUCCCUGAUCCGAUUACAGAUUGUAAGCCUCCACCUCCUGCCCAGGAAUUCCAAACGGCACGCCUCUUCCUUUCGCACUUUGGAUUUUUGUCCUUAGAAGCAUUGAAGGAACCUGCAAAUAGUCGCCUACCUCCUCACCUUAUUGCACUUGACUCCACGAUACCUGGAUUUUUUGAUGACAUUGGGUAUCUGGAUCUCUUGCCGUGUCGUCCCUUUGACACAGUUUUUAUUUUCUAUAUGAAACCAGGUCAGAAAACAAACCAGGAGAUUUUAAAGAAUGUGGAAUCUUCCAGAAAUGUUCAGCCACAUUUCCUAGAAUUUUUGCUCUCCCUUGGUUGGUCGGUAGAUGUGGGCAGACACCCCGGUUGGACUGGGCAUGUUUCCACCAGUUGGUCUAUUAACAGUUGUGAUGAUGGUGAAGGACCUGAACAAGAUGAAGUGAUUUCCUCUGAAGACAUUGGGGCUAGCAUUUUCAAUGGACAGAAGAAGGUGCUGUAUUAUGCCGAUGCCCUUACGGAAAUAGCUUUUGUAGUUCCUUCUCCUGUGGAAUCCUUAACCGAUUCAUUGGAAAGUAACAUCUCGGACCAAGAUAGUGAUUCAAAUAUGGAUCUUAUGCCUGGGAUCCUGAAACAGCCAUCCCUGACACUUGAGCUUUUUCCUAAUCACACUGACAAUCUUAAUUCCUCACAGCGGCUUAGUCCCAGUUCCAGAAUGAAGAAGUUGCCUCAGGGUCGUCCUGUGCCUCCUCUUGGACCUGAGACCAGAGUUUCUGUAGUCUGGGUGGAACGCUAUGAUGAUAUAGAAAACUUUCCCCUUUCAGACCUACUGACGGAGAUCAGUACUGGUGUGGAGACCACUGCAAAUAGUAGCACUUCUCUGAGAUCUACGACUCUUGAAAAAGAAGUUCCUGUCAUCUUUAUCCACCCUUUAAACACUGGAUUAUUCCGGAUAAAAAUUCAAGGAGCCACUGGAAAAUUUAACAUGGUCAUCCCUCUUGUGGAUGGGAUGAUUGUCAGCAGACGAGCCCUUGGUUUUCUGGUGAGGCAGACUGUAAUUAAUAUUUGUAGAAGAAAGAGACUGGAGAGUGACUCCUACAGCCCACCACACGUCCGCCGGAAACAGAAAAUCACUGACAUUGUCAACAAGUACCGGAACAAGCAGUUGGAGCCAGAGUUUUAUACUUCACUUUUCCAGGAGGUUGGACUCAAGAACUGCACUUCUUAGACACUCUCUGUCUAGGACUGUUGAACUCCAGUUUGGGGCUAUGAUACCAGAGCAAAACAAUUGGAUAGGUGAUCACUGUAAAAAGAAAAAUCACUCCCCAAGAGCUUACUGUUUAAUCACCAGAAUAGAAGAAACACAUUAUAAACCCAUUUGGUAGAAGACUUCCGGCUUUCUAGUGAAAUGGGCACCCAGACACAAUCAUAUUCCUCCUGGUAAUGAUUGAUGAUAUACAUUUUAGCCAUAAACUUUCUUUUAAAAGUGACAAUUUUAGUUAAACAUAAGCCUUUUGCGGAGAAGGGCUUUAUGCAUCUCAGUUAAACACGUGCAUUGGUAGUAUCAAAUUUGCCAAUUAGAAGUUGAAGAUAGUUUUAUACUUCGCUUUUUAGGAGGUUGUGUUCAGAAUUAAAAGCUGUCUCAGAAUCUUCCAGGACAUUUAAAGACUCAUGUUGAUGAUAGCAUGGAGGAGAAGGAAAGAAAUCUCAGCUUUCUGCUCACUCGUAAGUCCAUUUGUCGUCCAGAUGUCCCAACUGACAGAAACGAGCGUAAAUGUGUUUGUUUAGAUAAGAAGCCUGACAUUAAAAUAUUCCACGUUUCCUCGCCACAUUUCACAAAGUUAUCGUCCUCAUUACUGCACAGGUCUGUCUGAAGGCCGCAGUUUCUGGGCAGCCUAGGAGCAGAUCUAAAAUGGAGGCAUGGCCCCGUCCCUUAACGGGGACGCAGGUGGCAUUUGUGGGGUUAAGAGUUGUAAGACAGCAGUGAUGCCUCCACUCUCUCCACUGUUGUGCGACUUGGGGACAAAAUGACAGGCUAAGCAUUCGUGAUCCUUUGGUAAUUUCUUGGUUCAGUUUUGAGAAAUGUAAAUUCGUAGCAAGGGUGGAAAAUUACUUCGUUUCAUCCAUUGUCUCUUAUUUCAGGACCAAGCAGGAAACUGCAGUAGUUUAUGAAGGAUUCUAAUUUGGGGUUCAGGAGAUAGCCUCUCAACGCUACUAAUUCAGAUCUCUCCCAGAGAACUGCUGGAUUUCAUCAUAAUUGACAAACAUUAGUGACCGCCCCCUCAGGUGGCCGCUGUUAGAAAUGGCUGUUGUUGUCAUAUUUUCCGGACUUCUGCCAACUGAAGGCACAACAAAACCCUGCCCAGGUUUUGGAAAUACUUCUGUUACCUCGCUGCUACUUUUCUGCCAGGGAUAAAUGUUUUGAGGUGGCCAGACCCAGAACAUCCUUCCAAGGAUUCCUGUUACAGAGCUAGAGUGUGCACUGCUCAUUUCUCCUAUUCCUCUGUGCUUUCCUCUUUAUUAAGAUUAUCUUAUGUUAAGAAAGUAAGUGACACGUAAAGUCCAAAGAGGAGUGAUCACAGCUGUGUUAGGGGCGGCUUCCCACUUGAACUCUGGUGUCAGUAGACUCUACAGGUCAGGGCUGCAGCGGUGUGUUUGGCGUGACGUUUGGGGAGCUAAUUAAAUGGUGGGGGAUAGCGGAGGGCCUAAUUCCCCGUGAUAGUUCUGUUCCAAAAGUAUGUAUUUUGUCAUCUGUGAGCAAGAAAUGUGGGUGUCCUAGCAGCUCUUGGUCUUAAGUUUGCUGCACCUUUUUCUUCAUGUUUGUUUUAAGCUCAGGUAAAGGUUACCUCCUCCUUCUAUGACUCCAGUUUCCAUUCAGGGUAUUAUAUUAUUGAAGAACUGAUUUUCUUUUUAAUCUGGGCAAUAAAUCAAUGUUUCCAGAUGGUGGCAUGGUGGGUGGGGGGGGGUUGUAUGAUUAAGAUGAAUAAACUCUACCCUAAAAAUGUUUUAUUAACUCAGCAGAUAUAAGGUGAGGUUUAACAACUUCCAUGGAAAUUCCAGAUUGGCGUUUCAAGGGAAAAAUGGGCCCUUUUCCUAGUGGACAUGAACAAAGAAGGCUUAAAUUGAUAUGCAACUUGUAACAUUCCAGAGGUUAAAAAUAACUGAUUGUAGGUGUGCUUCCUUGGUGUGAUUCUUCAGAUAAAACUCCUGCCUUUAGCAUAGUUUCACUGUCGGCAAAACACACGGUGACGUGUGUGCUGGGGUAGGCUGCCUGAUCCUUCGGUUUGCUCUGGCUUCUGGCAACUCUUUGUAAUUCUCAUGGCUUUGGUAAGUGAAUAACUGUGUGGAAUGCGGUUUGUAGUCUGGAAGACUCUUUGAUCGGUCUCUCCCAGGGAAGGAGGGAUAGUUUCAGAGCUGUGCAGCCCCUGAAGGCAUGAAACCCCAUUGUGUACAGCACAAACAAAACAUAGGGUACAUAUACCUCGUGAGGUGCUCUUUCCUUCUGCUCAAGAUAACAUUUACCUAAAAAAAGGGAGUGUGGUCAGAACCCUUGGAACCUUCCACUAGUAUGGGUUUGAGUUCAUGGCGACUAAGUUCACCCAACUGCCUUUGUUAAAAAUCACUUUGAGUUGAAUGAUGCCAGAGGAGCAGAUCCAGUCCCUAGUAAUAACCUUGAGUAGUCCACUUGAUAAAGUUGCCCGCAUGUAUUCAUAACCUUCGAAGGGAAGCCAGCCAGGACCACUUUGGUCUGUGGCUUAAACAGUGUAGUUGCUGCAUUGACAGGUGUUGGGGGGGGGGGGAGGGGUGAGCGUGCCAUUUGGUGACAAGGACAGCAUUAAUUACCCAAGGGACAGAGACACGUAGCCCCUCAUAGUACUUUUUCCCAUUAGGGAGAUGGGGGCUUUCCCCCUCUUUUCUGGUUGAGAGCACUGAUGACAGGAGGCUUUGCCUUUUCUUGUUCAGCCAACUCCUGCUUUUGUCCUGUGCUUCCCCCUAAGACCUCCUCCCACCUAGCCUUGGCCUUGUGAAAGGAAUAGCUGCGUGGUGGGUUGCCCUACCACGUACACCCAUGCUCCUUGUUGCCCUCCAUUCCCAGGCCCUCGAUUUCAGGGCAGCCCAUUCUCCCCUGGACUCACUUAAAAUACAAAAAAACCCAACCCCACAUCUUUGGCCAGUAAUGUCAGUUGUCCAUGGGUUGCGUGUAUGAAGCCUUUAUAAAUGGUUACUUUCUACAUGCUCUGGGGAAGCAUUUAUCAGACUCUGCACAGUGAUUUUGAGAGGGACGGAGUCUUCGAGAGUAUUUCUGUUGGAAGGUGGAGCUUUACCCAAAGUGGGAACCAGCCUUGCUCAAAGCUAGGUGGUUGACGGGACACUCCUAGCAGUGGUUCUCCAUUCAGCGUUUUUAAACCCGUUCAGGUUGUAUCGUCCUAAAAAGAAUUGGUUUCUGUGUUUACAUGAAACAGUAGGUUGAAUUUCGAUGAUCUGUUUUAAGGAUUUUCAUGACAGCCUCUUUUCCUGAGACGGAGAGAUUGGAGGUAAUCCACCCGCUAAAUGUGGAAUCUAACUGUGGGUUCUCGGUAGCUGAAGAAGCCAUGUACUGUAUAGUGUGUUUCUCAGAGUAUCAGCUCACACUCUUCAGAUGCUUUUCUUUUUUUAAUGGUGAGGGAAAAGGUGUGAUUUGGGAUUCCACAGUGCCUUGCAUAUGGUAGGCGCCCAAUAAUUAUUUGUUGAAGCAAACCAAGUUUCCCAAGUCCUUGCCUCUUGCAGUGACCAAGAACAUCUUUCUCCUCUGAAGGGCUUGGCAGUUGUGGCUAAAAAAUAAGCAGUAUCAUUAUUUGCUUGAAAUCAUAUAUACGAUUUGUAUGAAUUUCUGUAUGUUGCCAAGACAUGAUCUUUUUCUUAUUGUAUUUUCUGUAAAUAUUUCUGGCACUGAACUGUAAAGUAAAGGCAAAAUGUAAAUA